AUGGCAGACCAGAUGAACCUCCCCGUCGUCGACCUCGACGUCUACCUCAACCAAGAGGCGUCGUCGCCCGCCGUCGUCGCCGAGUGCGCCAAAGCCGCCAACGCCCUCAUCACCUACGGCGCCCUCGUGCUGCACGACUCGCGCGUCUCCCCCUCGGACAACGAGUCCUUCCUCGACCUCCUCGAGGACUACUUCGCCCAGCCGGAAGCCGAGCUGCGCAAGGACGAGCGCCCCGAGCUCAGCUACCAGAUCGGCGUGACGCUCGAAAACACCGAGAAGCCCAAGUGCGCCGUCGACGAGCCCUGCCUCGACGUCAUCCGGCGCCUGCACCCCUCGCAGCGCCCGCUCGACAUCUCCGCCCACCAGCCCGACCCGAAAUGCCGCUUCUUCUGGCGCAUGGCCUCGCCGCCGCCCUACGAGACGCAGUUCCCGGGCCUCAACGCCGCCAACGUCGUCCCCUCGGCCGACGCCAUCCGCCAGCGCUGGGCGCCCACAAUGGACAAAUGGGGCACCUGCAUGAAGGACGCCGUGUCGAAACUAUCCGAAAUGACCGCCGUGGGCCUCGGCCUCCCAGCAACAUACUUUAGCGACGCCGGCGCAUACGGCCCGCACCUCCUCGCGCCCACGGCGUCCGACCUGACCAAGUACGCGCAAAAGGACACCAUACUGGCCGGCUUCCACACGGACCUCAACUUCCUCACCAUCCACGGGCGCUCGCGUUACCCAGGCCUCAACAUCUGGGCCCGCAACACGGGUGACCGGCUGGCCGUCGCCAUCCCCCCCGGGAACCACCUCCUCGUCCAGGCGGGCAAGCAGCUCGAGCACGCGACGGGCGGCCUCAUCAAGGCCGGCUACCACGAGGUCGUCGUCAACGAGCGCACCCUCGACGCCGUCGCCCGCCGCGCGCGCGAGCUCCCCGACAGGCCGCUGGUCCGCAUCUCGAGCACUCUCUUCUGGCACCUCAACUCGGACUUUGACCUGGCCCCCGUCCCCGAGCUGGCCGCCAGGGCGAGCAAGCUGAGGCAGGAGCAGCGGCUGCUGGGGAGGGACGAGGGCGACGAGCCCAGCUACCCGCCUACCAAGGUGGGACACCAAGUCCAGGGGUGA
Messenger RNA from Metarhizium brunneum ARSEF 3297, 1107 nucleotides. RefSeq lists its product as uncharacterized. Lineage: Eukaryota; Fungi; Ascomycota; Sordariomycetes; Hypocreales; Clavicipitaceae. Gene Ontology annotation, molecular function: 2-oxoglutarate-dependent dioxygenase activity. The record is from RefSeq and is a predicted model, not a curated record.